AUGUUAUAUUUAAGUUAGAAUCUCCAAUAGAUUUUCAUUAAAUAAUUACUACUUAUAGUAGAUAAAGGAUCAGGGAAGAUAAGAAACCUUUAAUUGAGAUAUUGUUCCUCAGAUCUAUUUAAAAUCAACUCAAUCUAUGAAAUAUUUAAACUUUUCAUUUUAGUUCUAUAACUUCUGAAUAUGCUGCAAAAUCUUCACUACAUUAGGAAAUUCAUAAUUAGAAUAUGCAACCAGAAUAAUGAAAACAAAAUCUAAAAUUUGCUCUAUACAAUUAAGAUAUUGAUGGUGUAAGGAAAAAGUAAUAGACAUAGAUUGAGAAGUCUUCCAAAAAAAAACCAAUUUAAAGAAGAUAAAGAGAUAGACAAAUAGCCCUUAUUUUAAGAUAUCCUCCAAAGAAAAUAUACUCUAAAUGAAAAGAAACAGCUUGCAUCAAUAAUUAAAAUCUGCAAAUUUAAUAAGAACACUAGGUUUAUGAAAGAUUGA
Paramecium tetraurelia is the source of this 483-nucleotide messenger RNA. RefSeq lists its product as uncharacterized. Lineage: Eukaryota; Ciliophora; Oligohymenophorea; Peniculida; Parameciidae. The transcript has 2 exons. The record is from RefSeq and is a predicted model, not a curated record.